Messenger RNA from Cyphellophora attinorum, 1107 nucleotides. RefSeq names its product Enoyl LovC. Lineage: Eukaryota; Fungi; Ascomycota; Eurotiomycetes; Chaetothyriales; Cyphellophoraceae. The transcript has a single exon. Bases 1 to 1107 code for a protein of 368 amino acids. Gene Ontology annotation, molecular function: oxidoreductase activity, acting on NAD(P)H. The record is from RefSeq and is a predicted model, not a curated record.
AUGUCAACACAUCCCCAGGUCGUUACUGUUGCGCUCGGCGCACCCCUUGAGGUCCGCCAGGUUUCGACACGUCGACCCAAGGGGAAUGAAGUACGUGUGAGAGUCGAGUGGACAGCCUCGACGCCACUCGAUGUCCAUCAAGCUCUUGGCGGUCUGCUCGUGGUGAAGUACCCACAGGGCUUGGGCGAUGGCACUGCCGGCACAGUCGUAUCGUCUGGACCAAACGCACGCUACCAAGUUGGCGACAAAGUAUUUGGCUUCACCUGGCGAUCAAAUGAGGAAAAGUCACACCAGCUGUACUGCGUUGCUCCGGACAUCCUACUUGGCAAAGUGCCGAGAGGCUUCACGAUGCAGCAGGCAGUGACGCUGCCAAACAAUUUUGUCACGGCAUGGCAUACUCUGACAUCCGACGUCGGGUUCGAGCUGCCGUGGCCGAAGCCGAACGACUAUGUACCGCCGGAGUUAGACGAGUGGAUUCUCGUUUGGGGCGGAUCCUCCAGCACUGGUCAGUUCUUCAUUCAGAUCUUAAAAUGGUAUGGGUAUAAGAACAUCAUCGCGACUGCCGGUAAGCAACAUCACGAUCGCCUCCAAAGAUAUGGCGCUGCGGCGUGCUUCGACUACCGCUCCGGCAACGUGGGAGGACCCAUCUCCGACUUUCUAAGUCAGCAACACCAAGGCAAGCAUAACAUCAGAUAUGCAAUCGACUGCAUCGGCAGUCGGGCUGGCAGCGUGAAACCGAUUGCAGAGGUUGUACGCUCCGGCGCCACCGUUGCGGUUCUCCUUCCAGUCAUUAUCGCCGACGCAGUGGAUAACCAGAAGCCAGUCUACACUCUGGACGCCGAAGAGGAUGUGGCUUGGGCAGAAGGGGUAGAGGUCAGAGGCGUCCGUACUCAUUUCUGGCUGGACAACAACUUUCUGGCGGAGAAGCUGCAGACGGAGAUCAUGCCUGCUGCGCUCGAAUUGGGUAUGGUUGAGCCGAAUGAGCAGGUUGUUGUGGAGGGGAGGACGUUACUGGAGAGGGCGCAGAAGGCGAUUGAGAUGUUGAGGAGGAGGGAGGUCAGUGGGGCGAGGCUUGUUUGGCGGGUUGCGGAAGAGGGUGAGGAAUGA